AUGGUGACGUGUCUCAACCAGUUAGUGAACCAUUUCGAGGCUCUAAAAUCGAGCCUUUUCUCCUCUUCUGUCGGCGCAACGUUCGAAUCCGUUGGCGUACAAACCCUUCCAAGCACCCACGAUGCGACAACAGAAUGUCGUCCUCGGGAUUUCGCUCUCUCAGAGAUAUCUCCAAUGCUUCCCAUCACCUCGAUGGCCACUUCGGACGGCUCUGUCGCACCCUCGACCUCUCGUGAGGUUCCAAUUCGUGUUCCGCGUCAUGAAUGUGUCUUCUCCAACUUCCGUCCUGAUGAUUUGGUCCUCUUCAUCCCCAUGGUCGGCUCGGAUAGACAUCUGCAACAAAAGACAGCCGAAAACGUUUCGACCGGUGAAAAGGCGCUGUCAAGUGGUGAAAGGCCGUCUCUGUGGGGUUCGCGUUCCCUCGCACUGCUCUCAUCGGCCAUUAUCUCUUCCUCUCUUUCAUCACCAGACACGGGCGCCGUGGAACAGUGGCGGAUGUUGUCGAAUGAUGGACACGUCUACUUCCUCCACGAUGACGAUUUUGAAGCCUUCAAUUUGACUCGUCUCUCCUCUCUACCGGCUACUAGUGCUCCUGGUCGUGCCCCGAAGGACUCCUCCCCAUCGGGAAUCGUUGUGGAUAACGCACUGUCACUGGCAAACCGCGCGCUGCCCUACAUUGUUGGCGUCUUCCAAAGCAAAGAGAAAUGCAUAUCCAGAAAGGAUGAGAAUCGGUUUAGUCUACCGCGGAAUUUUAUCUUCUUCCGAGUUCGGGCUCGACCGCUUUGA
Echinococcus granulosus is the source of this 786-nucleotide messenger RNA. RefSeq lists its product as hypothetical. Bases 1 to 786 code for a protein of 261 amino acids. The transcript is spliced from 6 exons. NCBI's taxonomy places the organism in Eukaryota, Metazoa, Platyhelminthes, Cestoda, Cyclophyllidea, Taeniidae. The record is from RefSeq and is a predicted model, not a curated record.